Molecule: messenger RNA, 1371 nt
Organism: Drosophila grimshawi
Lineage: Eukaryota; Metazoa; Arthropoda; Insecta; Diptera; Drosophilidae
Product: nuclear speckle splicing regulatory protein 1
Exons: 2
Coding region: 64-1242 (392 amino acids)
Biological process (GO): regulation of alternative mRNA splicing, via spliceosome
Source: RefSeq, a predicted model, not a curated record
UAGGCAAAUUUAACCAUCACUAAAUCGGGUUUCUGUAUUUGUCAACACCACAACUCUAACAAAAUGUCCAAACAAUUUGGCCUUAUAAUACCGGGACAGCAAAAGAAGCAAGCAGUAAAUCCAACACGCCCCCCAACCAGGCCAUCUAUAUUCGAUGAAAGUAGCAACAGCUCGGCCAGUGAUAAUGAAGCCGGUGCGCCUCAAAUGCGUCCCACUGGGAAACCUGGAGUGAUUAGUGCGCCCAGUCUUAUGGAGCGUCGCAAGGCACGCAACAUGCAGGAGAAAGCCUUGGCCGAGGACCCAACUAUUUUCCAGUAUGACGAGCUGUAUGACGAGAUGGACAAUAAACGCGAAGAGGCCAAGGAGACUAAACGGCUGGAGCCUCGAAAGGCCAAGUACAUUGGUCGGCUGAUGGAGCAUGCAGAGCGACGCAAACUGGAGAACGAGUUGCGCAUUGAGCGUCAAGUGCAGAAGGAACGCGAGGCGGAGGGCGAAACGUACAAGGACAAGGAGACAUAUGUGACAGCGGCGUAUCGCAAAAAGCUUGAAUCGAUACGGCAGCUGCAGGAGCAGGAUCAGCGAGACGAAUAUCUAGAAGCUAUAGGCGAUGUAACAAAACAAAAGGAUCUCGAUGGUUUCUACAGGCAUAUCUAUGAACAGAAAUUGGGCACUCAAGAGUCGGUGCUUAAGCCAAAGACUGCGCCCAGCACCAGUGAAGUGGCCUAUAAACCGAUCAAGUCUGAUGUGGGCAGCUCAAGCAAAAAGCGAAGUUAUCGAAGGCGUCGCUCCUCUGAGGAUGAUGAGAAUCCAGUACCGAAUACACCUGAAGUCACAGACAAGGCCCAUCUGCCCAACAACAUUGAUGCCGACUCAGACUUUAGCAUCGAUGAGUCCAGCGAUGAGGAGGAGAAGCAGCAGCAACAACUGCAGGCAGAAAAUGCGAAACCAGCAGCGAACAGAAGUGUUGCCAAAACGGCACUCAAAUUAAAGGCGUCGCACAGUCCACAAACAGAUUCCACCGAUAAGGAAAAGCAGCCCAAACCUCAACCAGAUCCAAAACCAGAACCCUCAUCUGAAUCCGAAUCCGAGAGUGCUUCGGUUAAAGAGGUCGGCGAGGAUGUGCCGACAGUUGUGAAAACGCCCAUCGAUCGCACUCACAUUUGGCGUAAGCGCACCAUCGGUGAAGUAUUCGAUGCUGCCCUCGCCCGCUACCAUGAGCGCAAAUUGGCCAGAUCUGCAUGAUCCUCAUUAUUUGUAAAUGAAACGGCAAACCCGAAGCAUAACUAUGCCCGAAUACAGACCCUGUUUGCUUAUUAUUUUAUUGUUAAGUAGAGACAAACUUAUAUAAAUAUAUAUAUAUAUAUAUGGACA